Molecule: messenger RNA, 270 nt
Organism: Penicillium macrosclerotiorum
Lineage: Eukaryota; Fungi; Ascomycota; Eurotiomycetes; Eurotiales; Aspergillaceae
Exons: 2
Coding region: 1-270 (89 amino acids)
Source: RefSeq, a predicted model, not a curated record
AUGUCUCUCUUAUUAUUCUUCAAAAUAUCUGACUUUACUCCUAGUGUACUGGGAAUAACCCUGGCUGCUGCUCAGGAGCUUGUUCUGACCUUGCAUCUGAUAUCAAUCACUGCGGAUCAUGCAACGCCUCAGUGUUUACAUGGUUCUGACUAUCAUGUGCAAUUUAUUAAAAGUGCUCUGGGGUUCAACCUGCUUGUUGUCUGGGAGGCUGCGUCGAUUUGGCUUCUGAUCCAAACCAUUGUGGAGCAUGCCUUGCUCUGCCUUGUCUAG